AUGAACAGGUCUUUUGACUCGUGUGACCUGAGCGUACACUCAUAUCCAGGCCAGGGUUCAACAAGAAUAAGAACUGGUGAUUCAGUGCAUCUGAUCAAGACUUAUUUCUCUCUCAAGUUACCCUCAUUCAGUGUGCUCCCUUCAUACGAAUCCACGAAAAUCAGGUGCAAAAUGAGACUCUGGACGAACAAUAUCGUUGCCCUUCUGUUCAUGGGAGCUGCUGCGGCUACCGACAUCUUGUUUGAUCACUUCGAAGUGCAUCCUAAGUUUGUUGUAGCGCAGAUCCUCAACACAAUAUCGGCAACUACUGUUAUUGUCAAGGAGAUGGUGUCUGUUACUUCGAUGGCAUACAUAACUCAUGCGACCCUCCUGGGAAUGCUAUUCCUGGCGGUUGUCCAAAGAAUAUGA
Molecule: messenger RNA, 408 nt
Organism: Aspergillus costaricaensis CBS 115574
Lineage: Eukaryota; Fungi; Ascomycota; Eurotiomycetes; Eurotiales; Aspergillaceae
Exons: 5
Coding region: 1-408 (135 amino acids)
Source: RefSeq, a predicted model, not a curated record